CAUCACGCCUGUUUUGCUUUGCGUUUCACAGUUAUCCAAUCAGAGUAGUUCGCGCCCUCAGCUCGCGUGCGCGCUUUAUCAUAAUCGUAAAAAUGUUUUCAAUACGCCGUUCACUAAACAAUAACAAAAUCACCUACAUAAUGCGUCCCUGGCUUAAAACCGAGCCAUAAUAUAACUAAUCUUCGGACUGAGAACACAUAUUGUUGCAUUCCGUAAAAAUAAAUAACAAAACAAGCCGUCCGGUUCUUUCGCAUGUUUGAAGUUGAAAAAUAAACUAUUUAGACUCGAGGAGAGUGCAGUCACUUUGAAAAAUGUAUCGUAUUUUAAUAAAAUGGAUUUAUAUGUUUUGAAAUUUAAGUGUUACUAAGCGACAAUAGUUGAGUGAUAGUUGUGUGACCUGUGUGAGGAAAAUAUAUUUGAAUUAAUACUUUUUUGGAACGAAAUAAAAUGGCGAGACGGUGGGUGGCGUUCAUAAUGCUUUACGUGCAUUUAGCGAGUUGCAACAAUGAGAACAGUGUCAAAGAUCCCACGCCAGCUGUAUACGAACCAUCGUGGACAUACAAGUGCGUGCCAGAUGAGGGUUGCCAACGAUCACAGUCGCCUGAACCCACGGCAAAUUACACGGGAACUGUGUAUGAGAGCCUGGAUCUCUGCCGGACAGUAUGUGGCAGAUUCGGCGGUAUCUGGCCGCGACCAGUCACAGCAGCAUUAAGCUCGCAGACCGUGAAGAUACAUCCUAAUUACUUGAGGUUUGAUUUGAUUGAUGCUCCUGUAGAGACGAGAGAACUUUUAGCUAAAAUGACUCAAGUUACGGCUUCAAAUUUAGUAGACGAAUGUGAUGGAAAUGUAACUGAAAUAGUCAAAACUCCAGUUAUUGUCUAUAUUACUAUCAAAACACCGAAUACAGACCUAACCUGGAGUACUGAUGAGUCGUAUAUGCUGGAUGUUCAAAAUAAAGAAGCGAACAUAGCCGUGCACAUAUCAUCCGAAACAGUGUAUGGAACACGAAAUGCAUUGGAGACAUUCACACAACUAGUCACAGCAGAUAAACCAGACUACACAGACCAUUAUAAAUGCGGCCUCCGACUCAUCUCGGGAGCAAAGAUAAGGGACAAACCUGCUUUUCCUCAUAGAGGCUUCAUGUUGGAUACCUCAAGGAAUUUCAUACCGAUAGAGGAUAUAAAGAGAAUGCUUGAUGGCAUGGCUACGACGAAAAUGAAUGUGUUUCACUGGCAUGCUACUGAUACACAUAGUUUUCCUUUGGAAUCUUCGAGAGUUCCGCAAUUCACGAGAUACGGAGCGUAUUCAGCAUACGAGAUUUACACAGCGGAGGAAAUCCGUGAGUUGAUAAAUUACGCACGUGUAAGAGGAAUCAGAGUUGUCAUAGAGAUUGACUCUCCUGCGCACGCUGGAAACGGUUGGCAAUGGGGAAAGGAAUAUGGUUUCGGUGAUCUCGCGGUGUGCGCUAAUAAAAAUCCGUGGAGAUCAUUCUGUAUCCAGCCUCCGUGCGGACAGUUAAAUCCUGCCAAUCCAAAUAUGUAUAAAGUCCUUCGAGACCUGUACAAGGAUAUAGCCGAGAUGUUGGCUAAACCCGCUCUGUUCCACAUGGGAGGGGACGAGGUAUUUCUCGAAUGUUGGAAUUCGACCCAAGAUAUAGUCACUUAUAUGGAAAAUAAAGGUUACGAGAGAAAUGUGGAAGGUUUCAUUAAGCUAUGGGCAGAGUUCCACUCAACGGCUCUGCAAAUUUGGGACGAAGAGCUGGCAGAAAUCGGACAGAGUGACCAGCCUGUGAUGCUUUGGUCUUCGGAGUUAACACAAGCGCAUCGGAUACAAAAGUACUUAAAUAAGGAUAGAUACGUUAUAGAAGUAUGGGAACCCCUAUCAAGUCCCUUGCUAACCCAGCUCCUCAGACUCGGGUACAGAGCAGUCUCCGUCCCUAAGGACAUUUGGUACUUGGAUCACGGUUUUUGGGGGAACACCAAGUAUUCAAACUGGAGAAGGAUGUAUUCCAAUGUGUUGCCCGUUGAUACGAACAUGUUGGGUGGGGAGGUUGCCAUGUGGAGUGAAUAUGUGGAUUCACAGGCUUUAGACACACGAGUGUGGCCGCGGGCCGCAGCCGUGGCUGAGCGGCUUUGGUCCAACCCCAGUUCGGGCGCCAGUGUGGCCGAACCCAGGCUUCAGCGGCUGAGAUCUAGACUGGCCGCCAGAGGAAUACCUUCCGAUGUCCUGUCACCAGGCUGGUGUUCGCAACAUGAUGCACGGUGUCUGUAGAAUUUUGUCUAUGUCUAUCUUCCUUCAAGGAAGAAGUUUGGAAAUUGGAACAUUUUUUGUAAGAAAUAAAAUAUCCCGUCUUAGGAACUUUGUGUUCGUUGAUAAAGAAUUAAGGGAAUUUUAAACCUCAGAGAUAUAAAUAUAUAUAAAUAAAUAAAUUAGUUUAUCGCGAAAACGAAACAUUAGUUAUAAUCUGGAAUAUAAACUAUUCUCCGAAGGACAAGGGAAAAAUUAGUUUUUUUUUCUAACAGAAACAUAACCAAAGUUAACUAUUAACAAUUGAGCGAUUCAAUUUUUUUUCGGUUUUUGUUUACAUUUCUCGCUCAAAAUUGUUUGUGAUGUAACAAAUUGUUUAUUGGUAGUAGUAUACUUAAUUAAUUGUUGAAUUAGUUAAUUAUAGAUAUAAAUUUCUUAUCGGUUAGAAAAUAUUUCCAAACAUUCGAUGUUUUCACCGUUAACCGUUAACUGUGAACAUUCCGUUAAGAGGUUAACGGAAUAUACACAUUAGACAGGUUUUUAAAAUAAUCGGUAGGCUUAUCAGAUACAUAACUUGAAGUAUAUGCUACAUAAUUAAUUUAUGCAUUUUUUGUAGGCUUUUAAAUAUUUUAUUAUUUUUGUACAUAAUUUAAUCCUAUUUAAGAUUCUAUGUCAUAGGAUAAUUUAUAUGAAUACAGACUUUGAUGCUAAUGAAAUGUUGUUGUUUCAUCGAUAAUAAUAUUUUUACAUUUUCAAAGAAUUACUUUUAAUUACAAGAACUGUACUGACAAACACCUGCCAAUAUUAUUAUAUACAUGUCUUCUCCAGACAUACGGAUGACUUAAUAAUGAUGCAUAAAUUAUGUACAAAUAAUAUCAUGUACAAGUGUUUAGAAACCUAAACAAAUCAAAGAUAUUUUCCGAUUCCAACAGUACAGUCGAAUAACUUCCGGUAAGUAACUUGUGGUCGGAUAUAAUUUGAGACUUUCAGUACGUUUAUUGAUUAUUAAGCUAGAGAAGUGAAACCUGAUAGUUAUAAACUGAAAUUUAUAAAGAAAAAUAUUUAUUUAGAUUUGAAAACAUGAAUAUCGAAGAGACAUAAUUAAGACUGAUGAUACAUAUUGUUUAUCAGUAUGUACUUUCAUGACAUAGUAUAUAUAUAUAUAUAUGUUUUGUUAAUGUGUUUUAUAAAGAACUCUAAUACAGAUUGUAAUCGUAUCGUAUUGAGAAAUUGCCGAAUUAGUCUAGUACCACAUCGUAAGUUUACCAAUCGAAAGUCAUCUUUCAAAUGUUAAUAAAGUUUGUUUAAAUUUCAAUAAGAAAAAUAUUGUUCCGAACAAUGCAUCAACGCAUUCCUUAAAGCAGCAACAACCUAAUCUCUACAUGAGUUAACCUUUAAACGCUUUAUUCAUAAGACAAAUCAGCGUAACAUACAUUCUAUUAACUAUCAUCUCUUUCUUUCAAAUUGUGUUUACGCUGUGAUAAAAAGAGACAAUUAGUAACAUGUAGUCUGCGAACUAAUAACGAUUUUUCAUAUAAUUAUAUGGUCCAGACGUUACAAGUAGUACUUACUAAUCAAACUUCAUUUAACCAACGUCUCUAUAGACAUUUAUUACUUAACUUAGACAUCAUGUUUAUGUGUUAAUUGUUGUGUUAAGCGGUUUUGUAUCAACACUUUUGUAAGAAAAGCCAAUAAAUAAAUUAAAACUAAA
Molecule: messenger RNA, 3958 nt
Organism: Pieris brassicae (large cabbage white)
Lineage: Eukaryota; Metazoa; Arthropoda; Insecta; Lepidoptera; Pieridae
Gene: Hexo2
Product: chitooligosaccharidolytic beta-N-acetylglucosaminidase
Exons: 10
Coding region: 448-2271 (607 amino acids)
Biological process (GO): ganglioside catabolic process; glycosaminoglycan metabolic process; carbohydrate metabolic process
Cellular component (GO): membrane
Molecular function (GO): beta-N-acetylhexosaminidase activity
Source: RefSeq, a predicted model, not a curated record